Molecule: messenger RNA, 900 nt
Organism: Suillus clintonianus
Lineage: Eukaryota; Fungi; Basidiomycota; Agaricomycetes; Boletales; Suillaceae
Exons: 5
Coding region: 1-900 (299 amino acids)
Source: RefSeq, a predicted model, not a curated record
AUGGAUUCUUCACAGAUAAAAAGGAAGAUCAAUCGCUUUCGAAUUCUCAUCAUAGGAAGAGCGAAUGCAGGAAAAACUACUAUCCUCCAGAGGGUGUGCAAUACGAAAGAGAACCCUGAAAUAUUUAAUAGCGCUGGGCAAAAGGUAACGUGUACAUGCAUUAGUUGGCAACAUAAACUGACAUUUUCUCAGCGUGGAGAGCACGACAUCGACAACGAAAUGAUAUUCCAAAACAACCCAGGAUUCAUCUUCCACGAUUCGCGCGGCUUUGAAGCAGGUGGCGAAUCCGAGUAUGACAAGAUGAACAAAUUUAUCGCGGGCCGUUCGAAGCAAGGAAACAUGAAGGAUCGACUUCACACUAUAUGGUAUUGCAUACCUAUGGACCAGGCAAGCCGGUGUUUUACUGAAGCCGAAGUUAAAUUCUUCUCCCGCUGCGACACUGGAAGUAUUCCAGUCAUUGUAAUAUUCACCAAGUUCGACGCGCUCUACGCCGCCGAAUUCACACGACUGAUAGAAAACGGAAUAUCGAGGAAAGAUGCUAAACAACUGGCUCCAAAGCACGCUGAGGAGUCAUUUGCGAACGGGACACAAGUGAAGUUGCUAUACGACCCUAAGAUCAUCCAACGGCCUCCCAAAUGCCACGUCUGCCUCCCAGACAUGAACAAGGAUGAUGCUGAUUGCGGGGCACUCAUCGAACGAACCGCUGGAACUCUGGACGAUCAAGUCCUUCAGCAAUUGUUCGUCUCAACUCAGCAGACCAACUUAGAACUCUGCAUGACAUAUGCAGUUGAGAAGUAUCUACCCCAUCAUUUGCCUGCCGCGAGCAUUAUUGACUAUCGUCCAGGACACUUGCAAAGCUUGUUACCCAAGAUGAGAUGUCCUCAUCUGGGGUUGAAAUAG